This is a messenger RNA of Dendrobium catenatum, 1239 nucleotides long. RefSeq lists its product as uncharacterized. The record is from RefSeq and is a predicted model, not a curated record. NCBI's taxonomy places the organism in Eukaryota, Viridiplantae, Streptophyta, Magnoliopsida, Asparagales, Orchidaceae. The transcript has a single exon. Bases 1 to 1239 code for a protein of 412 amino acids. Gene Ontology annotation, molecular function: protein binding.
AUGGCAUGGUCUGAUCUCCCCAUAGAUAUCCUCUGUUGCAUCUCAUCACACUUGUGCAUUGUAGACUUAGUUCGAUUAUCUGUUGUCUGCACCUCAUGGAGUUUCACUCUUGCCAACUAUGCACUCCUUGGAUUUCAAUGUUGUCCCUCCCCCUGGUUGCUCCAUUCCUAUGAUGUCGAAGAGGCCUCUGAUACACUCACCUUCUACGAACUUACCAUAGAAAGAGAAGAAGUUGUCGUCAGCUUCCAUCGUCGCUUCUCCUCCAUCGGUGGCCACACCUAUGGCCGCCGUUGUUUUGGCUCCAAGUAUGGAUGGCUUGUGACCCUUGACAAAACAGAUCUACAGCCUUGCCUCUUCAACCCUAUCACAAAGGCUGAAAUAUCGCUCCCAUCCCUUUUCACCUUGAUCAACCCACAAUAUGCCCCUGACGGCUCCAUUAGGAUUUUUUGCACUGAUUUUUUCUUUGAUAUUAUGAUUAACGACUUACGUGAUAAAUAUUUUCAUAAGUUCAUUAUCUCAUCUAAUGACUCCUCUGGAUCUAUUGUUGUUAUUUACGGCGUUAUAAAACAGCUUGCUUUGGCAAGGUUAGAAGAUCCGACUUGGGUUCUCGGGCCACAUUUAUCUCCUUACAGCAUGGAGGGCAAGCAACAGUUUGAGGAUGUUUGCUAUCAUGAAGAAAAUCAAAGAUUUUACGCAAUCACAAAUUUUUCUAUGGUGCUUGCUUUUGACCUCAAUGGACAAAAUGUUGAAUUGAUCUGCCCGAAUAUGCCCAACCCAUACCAUCGCACCAGAAACUUCUAUCAUUUUUACUAUAUUACCUUUUUGUCAGGAACUCUUCUAAGAAUGGAGAGGGUGGUUAAUCUUACUCGUGAUGGAAACUAUAAUUCAACAACGAGGGCUAUCUUUGUUUCCAAGUUUGUGCCAGGUGUUGUUACUUCUUCUUUUACUGCUUCUUCUUCUUCUUCUUCUUCCUCUCAAUGGAUCCCCGUCAACGAGCUGGGGGGAUACUCCAUUUUUGUAGGUUAUAAUCAGACAUUUUCUUCGCAUCACAAGGCUGCUAUUGGAAUUAAACCAAACUGCAUAUACUUUGCUGAUAAUUCAAGCAACAUGAUGGCAGGUUAUUUUGAUUGUGAUGUUGGACUUUUUGAUCUUUACAAUGAUCGCAUUCAGCAUAUCCUUCACCCUUAUCCAAAGAACAAAUGCCCUCCAUCAAUAUGGUUUACACCAUCAUUUUCAUAA